This is a messenger RNA of Carica papaya (papaya), 913 nucleotides long. RefSeq names its product protein IDA-LIKE 2. NCBI's taxonomy places the organism in Eukaryota, Viridiplantae, Streptophyta, Magnoliopsida, Brassicales, Caricaceae. Gene Ontology annotation, biological process: floral organ abscission. The record is from RefSeq and is a predicted model, not a curated record.
GGAGUAAUCCGGGAAGACUAGUUUAGAAAUGCUCAAGAGUUAGUCGGCCAUUAAUUCAGAGUGGGACCAAACACUCACCUAACCCAGAAAAAAAGAUGACCUUACAUUACAACCCUUUACUUUGUUUUUUUUUUUUUCUUCUUCUUCUUCUUCCUCUUCCCAUCUCUUUUUCUUCUUCUUCUUUCUUUCUUUAAUUUCAAACAUUAUUUAUCAUUUCAUUUUGUUUUUUAAAGAAGACUUAUUCAAAGAAGAAGCUUUCAUUCAAACCCUUUUUAACUUUCUGCUUCUUCGACAUUUACUACCUACUACUAUUUGUAGAAGCAUCUGAUUUUCUUUCAAAAUCUCUUUUCUCUCUCUUCAGAUUACACGAACCCAACUUGCUCAAUCUCAUUAUUCAUACACACGAUUCACCAUACAAUUUUCUCAUGUUUCCUGCUCUUACCACCUUUUUCUUUCUCAAGAAUACCUUCUAAUACCACCCACUACUCUCUCUCCUCUUAUCUCAAAAUCUUGCGACGAUCAUCCAUGGCCAUAUGUAGAAGACCUCUUCUUCUACCGCUUCUGUUGUUUAUCUUACUGAUCUUCAUCUUCCUCCUGGGUCACUGCCAUGGCUCAAGAACCCUCAACACCAGCGUUUUCAAAGUGAAGCCAGCUCAUAAUACAGGCCACUUCUUGGGCUUCUUGCCCAGACACUUUCCCAUUCCAACUUCUGGUCCUUCAAGGAAGCACAACGAUAUUGGCUUACAGAGUUGGAGAUCAUCCCCAUGACCCCCCCACGCCAUAUAUUACUGAUCAUUAGAUUUUUGCUUUUUGGAACAUCGAUCAGACAGGUGACUUUGCUUUUUAAUUUUUCUUUUCCUGUUUAAACAGAAAUUAUCAAUGGAGGAAGUCUGGUGUACAUGGGAUUGUUGGG